AUGAAUGGACGGAUUGCCAGACGGAUACGGAUGGUCUUGACAAUAUCCGAGCGUGGCUGGAACGAUUACAAUUUUAUUGGUGCUGGUUCUGCAGGUUGUAUAGUUGCCAACAGACUAUCUGCCGACAGUGCCAACCAUGUGUUGUUGGUGGAGGCUGGUGGAUGGCCACCAUACCGCCCAGUCUACGAAGCCCAAAACACCUACUCCUACGGCCAGAACUUUGUUAUUCAUCCAAACACAGACAUCACCAAGUACUACUACACCAAGGUCAACACAAUGCUGAAUAAUCGAACUUUGAAGAGUCCUCGUGGUCAAUGUUGUGGCGGUUCCAAUGCCAUCAAUGGCAUGAAGGUGCAUAUUGGAAGUGCUGAUAUGUACGACCAAUGGGCACUGCAAACUGGUGAUAACAACUGGAGUUGGAAGGUUGCCGCAGACAUAUUGAAGGAGCUACGUCAAACAAUGAACUUCCGUAUUCCCGACCAACAAGAUGGAUUCAAACCGCACAUCAAAAAGGCCAUGCUUGCCCUUAAUCACACUUUCAACAGUGAUCCAACCCUCACUGGUGACUACCAAGGCUUCUCACCAGAGCAGGCAUUACAAGAACUUGACCCAAAGGAUAACUUGUACCAUCGCCAGACUUCAUACUCUGAGUUUGUUGAGCCGAUGUUGGAGAAGAGAGGUAAUCUUGAGUUGCUACAACGUCACAAGGCAAUGAAGAUUGACUUUGAUUCAAGUGUACCAAAGAAGAAUGCAAAGGGCAUCUAUCUAAAGGAUUUGGAUAAUGAAGGAUCAUAUGUCUUUGUUUCAAUUGCCAAAGAGUUGGUGCUCUCCUUGGGAUCAUACGAUACACCUCUACUUCUUCAAUUCAGUGGCGUUGGUGAUCCCACUCAUCUGACUUCAGUUGGUAUCAAACCGAUUAUCUACUCACCAUUCAUUGGACGCAAUCUUCAAGAUCAUCUACGAUUUACAUACGUUGGAAAGACUGCUGGAUUGGUCUUGCCACCGGUCAAGGGACCAUCCAAGGACAGCCCACCAGGCGGCAGCUUCAACCUGCACUCUCCAUCAAAGGCGGUCAGAUGGCACAACAACAUUGACAUUCUGGCCGCACCAUUGGGCAUCAAGAUGUUCACUUGUGUAUGCGAGGUGUUCCCGUCCAGCACCAAUGGCUCAAUCCGCAUUCAGACGGUGAUCAACGAUGGCGAGUCGUUUGAAGUGCCCGAGCUCGACUUUGAGUACAUCAAGAAUGGCGACAAGGACGAGUCGUUCACAAUGUUGACCGAAGCCUAUGAUGCCUGUCAAAAGAUCCAAGCCAAGUUGGUGGAACAAGGUGUGCUCUUGGGCUUUGGUCAGGACAAAGCAGUGGCAAUGGAUGGCUCUCUGCAUCCUAUCGGCAAGCUAAAGGAUGGUCGUGACGAUAUGAUGUCAACGUUCAAACAAUACGCAGACACUGGCUAUCAUCCAAUUGGCACAUGUCGUAUGGGUAGUGACGAUGACAACACGGCACCAGUUUCAUCACGUCUUCGUCUGAAGGGUACGACCAACAUACGUGUAGUGGAUUCAUCAGUAAUGCCAGAGAUCUCUGGCAAUCCAAACAUACCCACAAUGGUAAUAGCACUACGAGCAUCAAAGUGUAUCAUCGAGGAUAAUGCCAAAUAA
Messenger RNA from Acytostelium subglobosum LB1, 1656 nucleotides. RefSeq lists its product as hypothetical. The coding region runs from base 1 to 1656 and encodes 551 amino acids. Gene Ontology annotation, molecular function: oxidoreductase activity, acting on CH-OH group of donors; flavin adenine dinucleotide binding. NCBI's taxonomy places the organism in Eukaryota, Evosea, Eumycetozoa, Acytosteliales, Acytosteliaceae. The transcript is spliced from 3 exons. The record is from RefSeq and is a predicted model, not a curated record.